Molecule: messenger RNA, 207 nt
Organism: Acanthamoeba castellanii str. Neff
Lineage: Eukaryota; Discosea; Longamoebia; Acanthamoebidae
Exons: 2
Coding region: 1-207 (68 amino acids)
Source: RefSeq, a predicted model, not a curated record
AUGGAGCUGCUGGAGGGCCAGCUCAUGGUGGCAGUGGAGCUGAUCAAGGUGAAAAUGGUGCUUCUCAAGGUGAAGGAGACAAGGAAGGAGACAAUGGUGAGGAGCCUGGAUAUGGCAACAUGGGAGCUGGCUGAGGUGAACACAGUGCUCAAGGCAGCCACUGUUGGGGUGACAGAGGAGAUGGCCACAUGUCUGAUCUUGGGAUGA